AUGUCUUACUCUCCGGUCUCCCACAGGACCGUCAUAUUGGCCCUAAGACGGCUCGUUUCGGACCUUGUGCAGAACCUCUCUGCCCUGCGUGCCUCCAUGCUUGGUUCUCUCUCUUCCCCUCCAGGCACGACCAGUAAAUCACUUGGCUAUAUCUGUGUCCGCGUCCGCUCCCUAGCAUGUAUUUUCCUCGUGGCGACGGAGCACGCGAUCCCCUUAACUAGAGCUUGCCUCCAGGUCAUGACCGAAGGCACUAUUAUAGGUCCUCGUGGGCUUCUGACAGACACCAAUUCUCCCGCCGUCUCCCCACAGACCUCGCUCUUGAGCUUUCUCAGUAACGCGCCUUUCGGCACGACACAACUGCCCCUGGAUCUGAUAUUCGAUUUGCUGGUCCACCUCAGCGAGGGCGUCUAUGCGCAGCCUCUUCGCCAACACCGAGCGUCGCCGCGUCCGAUCGAGUGUCUGGAUGCCGGGUCUUGUCCUGCACGUUUGGACCUGUUGGAGAAUCUCACAAUAUUCGGCUGUGGGCCGAACCAGGUCGCCGCUCGAGAGCAGCUCGUCAUAUAUACAGGACGCAUCCCGACCUCUGGUCUCAGGGGUCCCUCGUGUGUACACGACCUUGACCUUUGCGUGCCUACUGCUGCCACAUUCCAAGAUACAGCGCAGUCCUGGCGCCAUUCAGAAGUCGACAUAGACCGUUCCAUCACCAAGAAAGCCACAGGAACGAUGUCUCUCAAUGGGACGGAAGCCGCGCAGCUCAUUGCGCAAUGGAAGGACCAGAUUGUGCCGCGUUCCUUCAACGCGGGCUUCGUGACGUUGAGCUACGUGGUGAGUUUGAUUGGGGCGGCAUCGACACUGGAGUUGAUCAACCGGAGGACAGCUCCAAAGGGUAGAAUAAAUCACUUGUUGCUGAUCAGUGCGGCCAUCACAAUGGGUGGCAUCGCCAUCUGGUGCAUGCACUUUAUCGGCAAUCGAGCUAUCCAGAUGGCAGGCGGGGAGCCAUCACUUCAGAUUGCAUAUUCUAGUGGUUUCACGGCCUUUUCAUUCUUCAUGCCCAUUCUUGUCCUCGUCGCCGCCUUCGUGGCCAUCGGAACCAACGACAAGGUCUCCUGGUGGCGAGUCGCCAUCGGGGGUACGCUCGCUGGCGCUGCCAUCUGCGGUAUGCAUUAUCUCGGGAAUGCCUCCAUCAACAACUACGUUUGUAUCUACAAUAUUGCCAACGUCGUAGGUGCGGCCUUGAUUGCUGUGGCUGCUAGUAUCAUCGCCCUGUCUCUUUUCUUCGUCUUUCGGGCUGGGUGGACCAACUCGUGGUGGAAGAGAAUCAUUUCGGCUGUGCUGUUGGCUGGUGCUGUCUCGGGCAUGCACUGGUGUGCCUCGACAGGUACAUCGUACAAGUUGAUUGCGCUCGCCGGGGACAACAACCAGCUUUCAAGGAACGAAACCGUCAUCGUCGUUAUUUGUCUGUCUGUGGGUGCCUGUCUUGUCAUGGCAACCUUUGCCGUGUACACCGCCCGUAUAAUGUCGCGGUAUGCCAGCAAGGCACAACAGGUCGUGCUGGCAGCAGCCGUCUUCGACAAGCACGGGCGUGUGCUUGUAAGCCCAGACGGGUUGCUUCCCAGUGAAAAGAUCACAGACUCUUUCCUGGAAAAGACGCCACAGGACUCGUUCACCGUGGCCCACCCACUGUUCCAAUGGAUGUUCCAGGCCUCAAGGAACUGGUCCAGCAUCACCAGCAUCAUCAAUGGUAUUUCGAACCACCUGUCUCACCUUCCACACAAUGGGCGCGACAAUUCUAGGGGAGGCAUCAAGCUCAUCACAGACCAUGGCGAGCUCAUCGAGAACUACGACGUCAUCUUCCGCGAAUUGUUUUGCGCGGCCGCCGCAGGGCUGGCAGACAAGAUGAAGACACAGCUGACCAACGUCGGGAUCUUGUGGGACGAAAUUCUCCCGACUGGUGCGGGCGGCCGGGCUCAAGCACAAGCCCGCCAGAACCAAUAUGGCCCCGAGCACGCGGCCGGCGUCGACGGCCAGGCGCAACGUAGUGUGGACGGCAUGAAUGGCGCGAGCCUCGAAGACCUCGCCGAGAAGGGUGUGUUCCGCCAGCCGUACCAGGAGUUUGGCCGUGGUAGUCUCAUGUUCCUGGUCCGCCGUGUCGAGAACACACGGGAUAUGGAGAGCCUGGCAGCAGCGGGCUACCGCUUUGCCGAGCUGCACCAGGUUAGCGGGAUUAUCGGGUCGACAAUGCAGAUCAAGACGCGAAGCAUCGAGAACAAGCUGCGGACCAUGUCGGCGUUUGCCGAGAACAAUGCGAUGCUGGAGCCGGGCGUGCACGUGGGCUUCUUUGGGGUGCAGGCGCGGGUGAACAACGCGUACGGCUUCGACGUACUGGCCCGGCGUAACGCGCGCAACCUGCUGCCAUCGGUACAGAUGCCACUGGCGCGCCUGGACGCGUGGCAGAUGAACUUCCUCCGGCAGUUUGAGCGGAUGACGCCGCACCAUAUUGCCAGGCGGCUGGCGGGGCUGAAGAACAUCUCGCACAAGGAGAUGAUGUUCGCGUCGCAGCUGACAGACAGCAUCGAAUCGCUCCGCGGGUGGGUCGAGGACAGCAUCUUCGACGAGGCGGUGCUGUGUUCCAAGACGGUGGAGGUGCCGUGCCGGCCGGUGUCGCCGGGCUCGUCGCCGGGUACCUGCACGGUGAUCUCAUUCAGGAUCGUGGUGCCGAUCCACCUGAACGUGGAGAGCCCCAAGUGCGAGUUCGUGCCGCUCAACAUGUUCAAGGUGCACCAGCUUGUUUACAAGGACUCGCCGAACCACCUCGCGUUCACGCGGUCGGUGCACCGCGAGCUGGCGCCCAUCAUCAACGCGGUGCCGGCGGCAGCGGCGAGGGCAGGCAAAACGGCGGGGGCGGCGACGUCGCACUCCCGGCGGGCGUCGCUGCGAGACGCGCGGAUGGCGAGUCGGCUGUUCAGGAGCGGGCGGCCGCAGACGUCGGGCAGCGAGCGGGGCGGGGCGGUGGACGGGGACGGUGUACCGAUCCCGACAACACUGCACCGGGCGUCGUCGUGGGGGGCCGAUUCGGGCAAGUCGAGCUCGACGCUCAAGCUGUGGCACGGCAGGCACAGCAAUGGUGGCGAGACCAGCCCCGGCGUGGGCUCGGUGGAAUCCACGUCGGAGGGGGUGCUGCACGGGCUGGCGCCGCCGGCGUACGCGAUGGAGGAGCUGCACUCGCCGAUGUCAUCCCCGCCGCCACCGCACACACCUGGUCCGCAGCCAUCGCCGUCACCGGCGCCACACACGAUGUCGGGCCCGCCGGCGCAAGCAUCAUCGUUUGGCGGGAUCAUGGUGUCGCAGGAGAUCACGGUCAACGUGCAGCGGGCUGGGGAGGUGAACGAGAGCUCGGGGGCCAGCCAGUACAGCGGACAUGGGCGCCAGUCGUUCUCUCGGGCGGGCUCGUCGCUGCUCCGGAGAAGGGCGAGCGAGACGGGCGGGCACGGCGACCUGGGGGCGAGCGUGAGCGUGGGGGCGGGGGCUGGCGGACCCAUGGGUAUGGGCAUGGGCAUGGCUGGGGCGGGGCCCGGGGCCGGAGCCGGUGCUGGUGCAGAGACGAGGGGCGGCCGUGGCAUCGAGAUGAGGCCGCUGGGGGCGCAUGGCAACGACCGGUCGAGCGUGCACAUCGGAUCUGGCGUGCAGGUAUCCAACGUGGAGGCGGAGAAGCUGACGGAGGCACCGACGUUUGUGGACGAGCUGUUUGGGUUCUGCGUGGAGGGGAGGUAG
Messenger RNA from Diaporthe amygdali, 3771 nucleotides. RefSeq lists its product as uncharacterized. The record is from RefSeq and is a predicted model, not a curated record. The transcript is spliced from 4 exons. Bases 1 to 3771 code for a protein of 1256 amino acids. NCBI's taxonomy places the organism in Eukaryota, Fungi, Ascomycota, Sordariomycetes, Diaporthales, Diaporthaceae.